AUGGCGGGCGAGGGGGACCCGCAGGAAGCUGCGCACGACAUGGGCAACCACCUGCCGCUGCUGCCCGCAGAGAACGAGGAGGAGGAGGACGACGAACUGGAGAUGGAAGUUGAAGACCAGGAUAGCUUAGAGGCCAAAAAGCCAAGUGUCAUAAACUUUGACACCAGUCUGCCAACAUCGCACACGUACCUGGGGGCCGACAUGGAGGAGUUCCACGGCCGGACCGUGCACGACGACGACAGCUGCCAGGUGAUCCCGGUGCUGCCGCAGGCGGCCAUGGUGCUCAUCCCGGGCCAGACGCUGCCCCUGCAGCUCUUCAGCCCGCAGGAGGUCAGCAUGGUGCGCAGCCUCAUCCAGAAGGACCGCACCUUCGCCGUGCUCGCCUACAGCAACGUGCAGGAGAGGGAGGCGCAGUUCGGGACCACGGCGGAGAUCUACGCCUACCGGGAGGAGCAGGAGUUCGGGAUCGAGGUGGUGAAGGUGAAAGCGGUCGGAAGACAGAGGUUCAAGGUCCUGGAGCUGAGGACGCAGUCGGACGGGAUCCAGCAGGCGAAGGUGCGGAUCCUGCCCGAGUGCGUGCUGCCCUCCACCAUGGCCGCCGUGCAGCUCGAGUCCCUCAACAGGUGCCGGCUGGUGCCGGCCUCGCCCGCCCGGGAGGACCGGCGCUCACCCCAGUGGUGGCAGAAGUACCAGAAGAGAAAAUUUCAUUGUGCAAAUCUGACCUCGUGGCCCCGCUGGCUGUAUUCCUUGUAUGACGCAGAGACGCUGAUGGACAGGAUCAAGCAGCAGCUGCGGGAGUGGGACGAGAACCUGAGAGAGGACUCUCUUCCUUCCAACCCAAUAGAUUUCUCUUACAGAGUAGCUGCUUGUCUCCCCAUCGACAACAUGCUGAGGAUCCAGCUCCUGAAGAUCGGCAGCGCCGUGCAGCGGCUGCGCUGCGAGCUGGACAUCAUGAACAAGUGCACGUCUCUGUGCUGUAAGCAGUGUCAAGAAACAGAAAUCACCACCAAAAACGAGAUAUUCAGCCUGUCCCUGUGCGGGCCCAUGGCAGCCUACGUGAACCCUCACGGGUACGUGCACGAGACGCUGACCGUGUACAAGGCCUCCAACCUGAACCUGAUAGGCCGGCCGUCCACGCAGCACAGCUGGUUUCCCGGGUUUGCCUGGACGGUCGCCCAGUGCAGGGUCUGUGCCAGCCACAUCGGGUGGAAAUUCACAGCCACCAAAAAGGACAUGUUACCUCAGAAGUUUUGGGGUUUGACUCGCUCUGCUCUGCUGCCCACGAUCCCGGACACUGAGGACGAGCUGAGCCCCGAGAAAGUAGUGCUCUGCCUGUAG
Pipistrellus nathusii (Nathusius's pipistrelle) is the source of this 1338-nucleotide messenger RNA. The record is from the annotation of a GenBank genome assembly. Lineage: Eukaryota; Metazoa; Chordata; Mammalia; Chiroptera; Vespertilionidae.